Molecule: messenger RNA, 2710 nt
Organism: Lontra canadensis (Northern American river otter)
Lineage: Eukaryota; Metazoa; Chordata; Mammalia; Carnivora; Mustelidae
Gene: GLDN
Product: gliomedin
Exons: 10
Coding region: 179-1825 (548 amino acids)
Biological process (GO): signal transduction
Cellular component (GO): cell surface
Source: RefSeq, a predicted model, not a curated record
CCCGCCUGUCCCUCCGGGCGGCUCAGGCGCCACCACUACUGUCCCCAACCCGCCCCGCCAGCCCGGGCAAAGGGCAGCGUGACUCACAGCGCUGCCACCAGCCCACCGCUUGCCCGCGGCGUAUAAAGGCUGCCCGGUGGGAGGCGGCGAGCCCUGCCCGGCCCGAGGUGCGCAGAGCAUGGCCAGGGGCGCGGAGCGAGGCCGCGGGGGCUCCGGCUGGGGGCUGCGGGGCGCGCUGGCGGCGGUGGCGCUGCUGUCAGCGCUCAAUGCUGCGGGCACCGUGUUCGCGCUGUGUCAGUGGCGCGGGCUGAGCGCGGCCGUGCGGGCGCUGGAGGCUCAGCGCGGCCGGGAGCAGCGCGAGGACAGUGCGGUGCGCUCCUUCCUGGCUGAGUUGAGUCGCACGCGGCGCAGGGCGCCCGCGCCACCCCCGGACCCCGCCAGCGCCGCGCGCAACAAGCGCAGCCACAGCGGGGAGCCCGCGCCACACAUCCGCGCCGAGAGCCACGACAUGCUGAUGAUGAUGACCUACUCCAUGGUGCCGAUCCGAGUGAUGGUGGACCUCUGCAACAGCACCAAGGGCAUCUGCCUCACAGGACCCCCUGGCCCACCAGGACCUCCAGGAGUCGGUGGGCUUCCAGGACACAAUGGAUCAGAUGGACAGCCUGGUCCCCAGGGCCCAAAAGGAGAAAAAGGAGCAACUGGAAAACGAGGAAAACUAGGGCCGCCUGGAGCCACAGGAACUCCAGGGGAGAAGGGAGACCCUGGUGAGCUGGGCUUGACUGGAAAUGAGGGCCCAGCUGGGCCAAAGGGUGACAAAGGAGACAAAGGGGACGUGUCCAAUGAUGUGCUCCCCACAGGUGCUAAAGGUGACCAAGGCCCACCUGGACCCCCUGGACCCCCGGGCCCUCCAGGUCCCCCAGGACCUCCUGGAAGCAGAAGAUCUAAAGGCCCUCGGCAGCCAAACAUGUUCAAUGGCCAGUGCGCAGGUGAGACGUGUGCCACACCGAACGAUGGUACGUUGGUUGGAAAGGCUGAUGAGAAGGCCGGGGAUCACCAUUCUCCACCAGCAGAAUCUGUGAUCGCUUCCAUUGGGAGUCCAAAACAAGUACUAAAAGUUAGAGAGACAUUUGGGACGUGGAUAAGAGAGUCUGCGAACAAGAGUGAUGAGAGGAUCUGGGUGACGGAACAUUUCUCAGGCAUCAGGGUGAAGGAAUUCAAAGACCAACCCUCACUGCUGAACGGCAGUUACGCACUCGUGCAGCUGCCGUAUUAUUUCCAUGGCUGCGGGCAUGCCGUUCACAACAACUCUCUCUACUACCACAAAGGAGGUUCCAACACCAUAGUGAGAUUUGAUUUUGGCAAAGAAACAUCCCAAACUCUGAAGCUUGAAAAUGCCCUGUAUUUUGAUCGAAAAUACCUCUUUGCAAAUUCCAAGACUUACUUCAAUUUAGCUGUGGAUGAAAAGGGUCUUUGGAUUAUCUACGCUUCGAGUGUGGAUGGCUCGAGCAUUCUCGUUGCCCAGCUGGAUGAGAGGACAUUCUCUGUGGGGCAACACAUCAAUACUACGUACCCCAAAACCAAGGCCGGCAAUGCCUUCAUUGCCCGAGGGAUCCUUUACGUCACAGACACCAAAGACAUGAGGGUAACAUUUGCUUUUGAUUUGUUAGGAGGGAAACAGAUCAAUGCUAACUUUGAUUUAAGAACUUCCCAGUCUGUUCUUGCCAUGUUAUCAUAUAAUAUGAGAGACCAGCAUUUAUAUUCGUGGGAAGAUGGCCAUUUAAUGCUUUAUCCUGUGCGGUUUUUGUCAUCUACAUUAAACCAGUGAAGAGAGGCAUCCUGUUCCCCCUCAGCAACUUUCAGAUUUCUCUGGCAUCAUUUAUAUCCCAACAUAAAUCUUGUCUGUAGGAUAACCAGGUACUUAGCUGUCAUAAUCUCAUGACAUGAGUGUUGAUACGGUCAGGGAAUCCCCUUUAAGUUCAGAUUCCUUAGGGUGAAAUAGCAAAGACGAAGUCAAAAUGGCUGAGAUUUGGUGAUUUCUCCACAGACUAGCUGGCCAAGUUACCCCUUCCUCGUUAGGCCUUGUUUUCCCGACCGGUAAUAGGCAAGGCCUGGCGAAGAUGAUUGGCAAGAAUUCCUCCACCUGUAGGAAACUCCAUGAUUCUCGCUGUUGCUGCCCUCCCAGCGGUUAUACAUUUGGUUUUGGAUUUUGGGUAUUUAGCCACGUGCUGAGCAAAUUUACCUCCGAGUUUCUAAGCCUAAUGACUUGAGCGGAGAAUUCCUGAGUACUGACUUGUUUUCAAUGCCUAGGGAAGCCGCUUGGACCCUUUCAGGCUGCAGAGGAACCAGAUUGCCCGUAAUUUUAUUACCUUUCUCUGCCUCUGCACCUGCCACCCCAGCACCAGAAUGAUCAUUAUCCUCAGCUCCCGCUUGCCCCUCCAGGAUUAGCAAAAAGCCAGGCACAGGCUACACGCUCAGGUUUGCUAAUAAAACAGAAACAGACCCUUCUGGGCUCCCAUCCAUCUCUGAGCAUGCUGAUUUGCAGGUGUGGAUAAACGUUGACUCCUCAGGUCGUCCCGGCUUGCACAGCGACGCCUCUGUCCUCAGAGAACUAAAUAUUGUGUAAGUAGGCACGAACCUGGCUAGAGCCGUGGGACGACGCCCUUGGCAGUUCUCCAGAGAGGCACGGUUUGUGGCUAUUAUCUAGAACAGG